UGUGUGUGUGUGUGUGUGUGUGUGUGUGUGUGUGCGUGCACGCGUGUGGUAGGCAAUGGAUUUCAAGCCCAACUUUGUGUUCAUGCCACCCGGUAUGAAGUAUUUACGGCUGCAGUGCACCGCUGAGGCAACAAAGCUGGCCAAAGCAUACAGAUCGAAGCCUGCUGCUUCCACCUGCAAGAGCGCUUCCCUGGUGAAGGAGGAGGCCGUGGCCCGCGUUGUCCAAGGCGGAGGAGACCCUGAGUGCUGGCAACUGGUGCUCAGCGAGACGACGCUCCAGUUCGGCCAGUACCGGGGCCAAACGUUCAAAUGGCUCCUUGCAAACGACGUGGGCUACUGCGCCAUGGUCGUGGCCUCCCACCAGAAGGAGCGCGACAACGGCGACACGUCGCAGUCACCCCUGGCAGCGAAUAAAGACGCUCUGGCGACGUACGCGCGCGUCUUCCCAGAGAUGGCCGCUGUCGUGCGGCAUCGGCUGAUGGUGAUGGGAGCACCGUUGGUCAGGGAGCUCGAUCAGCAACUGCUGAAAAUGGGACAGUUCCCCGGCGAAAGCUACUCUUCUCUCUACGAGUCGACUGAUGAGCGGCACCGAGCGUAUGUGCGUCACAUACGCACAGUGACUGCUACGCCGGGCUCUUUCUUGCACAACUUGAACGCCUACAUUGUGGGGCGAGACAAUGAGGCAAAUUACAAAGUGUCUCGUCCAGCCACGAGCGAGCGGCCGUCAGCACUGUCCGAGCCAUCGGACGACGUCCUCCUCGCAGCUGCCAUGGAGGUGGAGUCUCAGUCGUCCCAGCCUUCCACUUCGUCUGCCAGCGGCGCUGCCGCCCACGCGCUCUGGGCCAGCGGUGAUACGCUUCCACAGCUGUUGGCGCCAAAGCAGCAGGGCGUGCUCCCAAAGGGCUGGGCCGCCACACUGCCCGAGAGCGAGCACGCGAAGUUCUCGGCCUGGGAAGAAAGCAUCCGGAAGCAACUGCACAUCUCCAAACAGUUGUUGUUCCCGGCGGUCCUGACUUACAAACUGGCCUGCGACAAAGCGGUCAUCUCUCUUUUGAGGACGCGCUCGCUGGGCAACAGUGCCACCCUGUUGCGCCAGGCGCUGACGGAGAUACACGGCGAGGAGUGGUUGGCCAGGUCCGCCAGCUACCUGUCCAUCCUCAACCAGCUGGGUGUCCCGGCCAGCGGGAGGGACGACGUCCCGCCCAUGCGCCCGCUCCCCCGCGUGCCCUGGUUCGUCGCGGCCUACGUGAGGGACGUGCUCCCCCGCCUGGAGGACAACAAGGGCCGUCUCACCUCCGUAUUUGGGAACAUCCUGAAGAUGGACUCCACCAAGAAGCUGACCAAGAAGCUGGCGGGGGAAUCCGCCGGAAUGGCCGCCUGGGUGACCAACGUGGGCAAUGAGAACGGGCAGGUGCUCAUGUCCGUGCUCACGGCGGCGGAGGGGGAGGGCCGUUCGGCCAUGGUGGACGGACUGGUCCGGCGGUACAAGGACGCGGGAAAGCCACCCCCGGAGGUCCUGUACAUCAACCGUGACUGUUGCUCCGUCACCGGGAAGAGCAAAAUCCACAGCACCUUCGGCCUGUGGGACCGGUUGGUGGUGCGCCUGGACGUGUGGCACCUCAUGCGUCGCUUCGCCAGGGGUGUCAUAACGGACGCGCACCUUUU
Hippocampus comes (tiger tail seahorse) is the source of this 1665-nucleotide messenger RNA. RefSeq lists its product as uncharacterized. NCBI's taxonomy places the organism in Eukaryota, Metazoa, Chordata, Actinopteri, Syngnathiformes, Syngnathidae. The record is from RefSeq and is a predicted model, not a curated record. The annotation marks the transcript as partial. The transcript has 10 exons.